This is a messenger RNA of Actinia tenebrosa (Australian red waratah sea anemone), 1948 nucleotides long. Its product is annotated as potassium channel subfamily K member 9-like. The record is from RefSeq and is a predicted model, not a curated record. Gene Ontology annotation, biological process: stabilization of membrane potential; potassium ion transmembrane transport. Gene Ontology annotation, cellular component: plasma membrane. NCBI's taxonomy places the organism in Eukaryota, Metazoa, Cnidaria, Anthozoa, Actiniaria, Actiniidae. Gene Ontology annotation, molecular function: outward rectifier potassium channel activity; potassium ion leak channel activity.
UACCCGCUCCGUUCCGUUUAACGGUUUUACAGGACGUUUCUCAAACAAGGUUUUCGAAUCUUGGUCGUGUUUACAUUUUAUCAUGACUGAAUACAGCUUGAAGAGAAAGGCGUUCCAGAGAUUAGUAGCUUUAACAGCGUACGUCUUGAUCUGGUCUGCAGUAUUUAUGAUCAUUGAACAGACAGGUGAACCGAACACUGUAGUUGCUAACAGAAUGCUAGAAGAGGUCAAAAACAAUAUUUCUAGGCUUCUUGGAGCCAAUAUCUCCGAGGAACAUUUUGAUGCUUUGGUCAACAAAAUUUCUGGCGCGGUGAAGGUUAGAGAAAGACCGGACUGGAAGUAUUGGAAAACUGUUGAUUUUGUCAUUCAGUCUUUGACUACGAUUGGUUUUGGUGACUUGACCCCUCGAACCUUAACGGGACAAAUGGUAUUCAUUUUCUUUGCUGUGAUUGGCUUACCCUUCACCAUGGUAACCCUCAAAACAACUGGCGAGCUCAUGCACGACGUUGUUAAGAAGCUCAUUAUCUUCUUCGAAAGACGCUUUCUACAAAAACAAGAAACGAAAAACCUUCAUUUUAAAUGUGUCGUGUUUUCGUUCGCAGCAUUCAUUGCUCUUCAUGCAUACGGCGCAGAACUUUAUGUAACGCUCAAUCAAACUGGUUAUUUCGAAGGAAUCUAUGCGUCGUUCGUCACCCUGUCCACCAUAGGUUUCGGAGACUACAUUCUUGAUUUUAGAGAGACUAUAAGUAAAAAUAACGUAAGUGACGCUUCCAUGACGGCACUACUUCUCUUUAACUUGCCGUUGUUACUGAUCAACUUGACUAUCGUAUCCUGUUUUCUCAACUCCAUAAUGUUUAUGUUGGAAAUUCUUCGCAAGCGGAAUUCAUGCAUUAGCGAUUGUAACACGGAGGGACAGGAAAAUCCUGUUCCAGUCAGUUCUAAUACGGAUCAAGAAAUGGCAACCAAAGCAAGUUUUUAAGAACACUUUGUACUUUUAGUAUUAAUGAAAUGUCCAGAAAAUUAAAUUUGCAUUUGGAGUCUAUUAAGUAUGAAGAAGGGGUCAUAUACCUUUAGAACUUUUGCAAGAGCUAAAAGUUUUCCAAUCAUUUACAAUCAGAAAAUAUGAGACCACAAGAACACUACCCAUCCAAUAAGCCUUUUUAGCGAUACAGCGGCCAUCUUGAAUUCCUUUGAAAAAUUCAUAGACCGUACAGGUGUUAGGAUGUCGAUUUCUAUAAGUUUACGCUUUUCAAUGAGGAGCACACUCGGUCCUAAAAAGCAAUUGAUUUUUCUGGUAGUUGGAACAAUAUGUGAAACACUAAGACUUCAAAUUAUUUGGACGCACUCCUGCUACUCUAUGCUUUAUAAAUUUUUUACGUUUGCCCCCUUGGAUUCCUAUAAUUCAAGGUGGACUCCGUAUCAGUAAAAAGCUUAUUUGCAAUCACAUAAACUUGAAUUUAUCUGCAUGACUGACAACCGGAGCCGGUGAGUUAGAAUUCGUGUGCUAGGGAGUGCCACAGGACUAACAGGUGUUUUGGGACCACUGACCAAUUUUGGUUAGUUUCGAAAUUUUAAACCAACCUGGACCAGAAAUGUCAUUUGUGACAUUAAUAAUGAAUGGUAUCAAUGCAAAAGCCGAUGAUUAUUCUGCGUCCAUCAAUCAAGGCCAGGAGUAAUUUAAAAUGGUUAUGGAACCUUAUUUUCCGCAGUUGGUCUAAGUUUAUUUUUGUGCCACGAGGAUUGCCCAAAACCCCACUGCAAAUCUAGAAGUUAUCAAAGUCUUAGAGACGCGGAAUAUCUGAUUGUCUCUAAUUCUAGAUCUGUAUAUUUAACAAAUUUACGAUGGUUGAGCGUGGUAUGUCCUCUUAUUUACCACGAUAUGACGUCAAAAGUUGGUCAAAAUGUUAUGGACUCACGAGGCGUAAGCCGAGUGGGUCCAUAACUAAUU